Chrysoperla carnea is the source of this 2028-nucleotide messenger RNA. RefSeq names its product glucose dehydrogenase [FAD, quinone]-like. The record is from RefSeq and is a predicted model, not a curated record. NCBI's taxonomy places the organism in Eukaryota, Metazoa, Arthropoda, Insecta, Neuroptera, Chrysopidae. The coding region runs from base 27 to 1799 and encodes 590 amino acids. Gene Ontology annotation, molecular function: flavin adenine dinucleotide binding; oxidoreductase activity, acting on CH-OH group of donors. The transcript has a single exon.
UUUAGAAGUUUAGACAUCGUGAAACAAUGUCAACAAUAUAUCAGUUAAUUUAUGUUGUGUUUGUUGUUAAUUUAUGUGUAAUAACACAUGUAAUUGGGUACAACAAUGAAUUUAAACAAUAUCCUGAAACAUCUGAAUUAAAAUCUGAAUAUGAUUUUAUUGUUGUUGGUGCGGGAAGUGCUGGAUGUGUCUUAGCGAAUCGUUUAAGUGAAAUUGCCGAUUGGAGUGUAUUACUAAUAGAAGCAGGCGGUCCGGAAACUUUUAAUAUGGAUGUACCAGCACUAGCCGGCUUAAAUCAACAUACGUCAUUUGAUUGGAGUUAUUAUGCAGAACCAUCAAAUCAUUUUGGAUUAGGUUUAGAAAAUCAAACAAUGUAUUUUCCGCGUGGUAAAGUUAUGGGUGGCUCAAGUGUAACCAAUUUCAUGAUUUAUACACGUGGUAAUCCAAAAGAUUAUGACCAAUGGAAUAUUACUGGUUGGUCAUAUAUUGACGUUGAAAAAUAUUUUUUGAAAUUGGAAAAUUAUAAUGUACCGGAUCCGGAUAAUGAGUUUGGCAAUGAUGGGCCAAUGUAUAUAAAUGUUGUACCAUACCAUAGUAACUUAUCAAAUCAUAUAUUAAAAGCAGCGCAAGAAUACGGAUUACCUCUGAUAAACACUAACGGCCCGAAACAAGUUGGUGUAUCCAGAUUACAAAGUACAAUUAAAAAUGGUGUGCGAUUCAGUACAAAUACAGGAUAUUUAACACCGAUUCGGAAUUCACGUCCAAAUUUACAUUUAAUUCGUAACUGUCAAGUAACAAAAGUACUAGUAGACAAUUUUGCUGACUCGAAUCCAAAAGCUUCUGGUGUACAAUUUGUAUGUUCUGAUGGAAAAAUCUCAACAAUUUUUACUCGAAAAGAAGUUAUUCUUUCUGCAGGAGCAAUUAAUUCACCACAAAUUUUAAUGCUUUCUGGUAUUGGACCCAAGAAUCAUUUGACGGAACUUGAUAUACCUUUAAUAAAAGACUUGCCGGUAGGAGAUAAUAUGAUGGAUCAUAUUAACAUGUUCGGCUUGCAAUUUUUAGUAAAUCAAACAGUUUUUCCAAAAUCUGAUUUCGAUUUAUAUGAAACAGAACGAUCUGGUCCUUUGUCCACUCCCGCAGCUGUUGAAGUUAUAAGUUUUUCACAGCAAGUUGGCUCAGAAAUUCCAUCAAUUGAACAACUAUUUAUUUCCAGUCCUCCAGGUAAACUAGUAUGCGAGAAUUUUAAUUUGAAACAAGAUAUCUACGAAGAAAUAUACAAACCUGUAGAAACUCUACCAGGAUUUUUGGUAUUUUCAUUAUUACAACACCCAAAAAGUCGCGGAUGGUUACGUUUACGUGAUUCAAAUCCAUUUUCAAAACCAAAAAUAUUCCCAAAUUACUUAUCCCAUCCAGAAGACAUUGACAUGUUAAUACUAGGUAUAAAGGAAGCAAUAAAUAUAUCGAAACAACCAUCGCUUCAGCAAUAUGGAACAACGCUGUAUAAUAAACCAAUUACACAAUGUAAGAAUUAUGAAUUUGGAUCAGAUGAUUAUUGGAAAUGUCAAAUUCGAACAACUACCUUCACAUUAUAUCAUCAAUGUGGCACAUGUAAAAUGGGUGAAAUUGGUGAUCCAACAGCUGUUGUGGAUUCAGAGUUAAAAGUGCAAGGUGUUCUUGGACUACGUGUUGUAGAUGCAAGUGUUAUGCCAGAAAUUAUUACAGGACAUCCAAAUGGCCCAGUGAUAAUGAUUGCUGAAAAAGCAGCAGAUUUAAUAAAAAAGGAUUGGAAUCGAACGUAAAUGAAAGAUUCAAGUAGUAAUUCAAAUACGUGUUACAAAAAAAAAAAUAUUCUAGUCAGAAUUUGAUAAAAAAACCUUCAGGCCAAAAAAUUGUUUACACAAUGAAUUUCCUAUAGUAAUAAUUACGAAUGUUUUUGUUUUCUCAUUAAUAAGUUCAAUAGAGAAUACCAAAUGCUUUAUAUAGUGUUUUUAUUUGUAUAGUACAAUUAAAGUAAAUAUCUUAAAGGAA